AGAGCAGGUUUCAAGUACAGUGCCGAGAGUAGGAGCUGAAGAAGACGCGUAAACGAGCAACAGGUGGCAGGUAGUAGUCUCCGCCAGUUGAUCCAGUCUUUCCUCGUUUCAACCAGGAUGAAGCUCUCGGUUGCUUUAGCCGUUCUGUGUGUGGCUGUGAUGGCUGUAAUGAUUUACCAGACCCUACGCCAGGAGUUGAACCUGCGUAAUUUGAAAACCCGCACGAUGCAGAACUCGGCGGAGGUCAAGAGGAAAGAGGAAGCCAUCGUCCAAGUAAAAAACGCACUCAACGAGAUGAAGGCAAAGCUGGCGUCCGUCAACACCAAGAUCGGUGAGCUGAAGAAGACGAGAGUAGCCACCGAAAAAUCAACACAAGAGCUUGAUACAAGUCUACAGACCUGUAACACAGAGAAGGUGGCUGCUGAGAAGAAGAAUGCAGAAAAGGCAGAGGCCUUAGCCAAGCUCACAGCUGAUCAUGAAAAUGCUAAAAAGACGGCUGGGGAGGAAAUUCAGAGCUUGAAACAACAGAUUUUGGAUAGAGAUAAAGCUAUUUGUGCCUUUGCAGAUACAACCAAGGAGGAAGCAAGGAAGCUGUGUGGAAUCCCAGAAGCUCAACAAUAAAGUCAACUCAGAAGAACUCAACAUUGACUGUGAGCUUUUUAUAAAAAGAAGCAUGCCAUGCAUACCACUAUACUUUUUAUAAUAUUACUAAUGUGGUUACAUCUCUGCUUGUUAUGAGAAAGUAUACACUAUGUAAAGGUCAGUACAUGCAUUCAACAAAUGGCACAUACAUAGGUACUGGAGACUUUGACUGAUACUUGUGUUGACAGCUUUUACAAAUAAAUGACAAUACAUUGUGUAGUACCUGAA
Molecule: messenger RNA, 870 nt
Organism: Micropterus salmoides (largemouth bass)
Lineage: Eukaryota; Metazoa; Chordata; Actinopteri; Centrarchiformes; Centrarchidae
Exons: 4
Coding region: 118-621 (167 amino acids)
Source: RefSeq, a predicted model, not a curated record